Messenger RNA from Geodia barretti, 810 nucleotides. The record is from the annotation of a GenBank genome assembly. Lineage: Eukaryota; Metazoa; Porifera; Demospongiae; Tetractinellida; Geodiidae.
UAUCGCGAUCGAGAGAGAUCGGAGAUAUGGCGUCAAGUCUCGUUCGCUGUGCGCUGCUCCUGGGAGCUAUGGUGGCCGUAUGCGGCGGGGAGAAGAAGCUCAGUCAUCCUGCUUUCACGGGAGUCCAGGCUGGCUCGGCCGUCCUGAAGAUACUCUACUGCUACUCCUGAGGCUACCGGCGAGUGUUUGAGCAGUACGCUCAGGCACUCGCCGAAGAGCUCCCUCACGUGACAUUGGAAGGAGAAAACUACCCUCCGCCUUACAUCAACAGACUCCUCAGCAACGUUCUGUUCUGUGUGAGGAUGGUGUUGAUUGGACUCAUAUUGGCGGGGCCGGGGGCUCUACAGAGUUUGGGGAUCCAACAGCCACCUUCUAUGUACAUGUGGGCUCAGGAGAACAAAUUCACUGCAAUAAUUCUCCUGUUUGUGAUUGGCGGGCAAAUUGAGGGGCAACUCCUGUCCACAGGUGCCUUUGAGGUCUAUCUGAAUGAGAAUCUGAUGUGGUCAAAGUUGGACUCGGGCAGACUGCCGUCUCUGGGUGAACUAAAGUCUCUGGUGACAGACGAGGCACAUCAUUUCCCGACCUCCAGUGAUGGUGGCCACUUUGAGCUCUAGCACACGUCACCUCACACCUCUGCAGGUCUGGGGCAGUUGAAAAUGAAGGGUUGUGGAAAAACCAAGAACUGAUUUGGUCCUACAAUUCCCGAUGAUUUGAGCAACUGUUUCUCUCUCUGCAUUGUGUGUGUGUGCGUGUCUUUUGUGUUUCAAAAUUAUAUAUAUUUUUUAAAAUUCACAUUGAAUGAUUAUGUAA